Molecule: messenger RNA, 1352 nt
Organism: Pneumocystis murina B123
Lineage: Eukaryota; Fungi; Ascomycota; Pneumocystomycetes; Pneumocystales; Pneumocystaceae
Exons: 6
Coding region: 39-1013 (324 amino acids)
Biological process (GO): intracellular zinc ion homeostasis; zinc ion transmembrane transport
Cellular component (GO): membrane
Molecular function (GO): zinc ion transmembrane transporter activity
Source: RefSeq, a predicted model, not a curated record
UUAAAUAUAUUUUCGAUGAAUUAAAGUGGUUGAUAAAAAUGAUUUUAAUCAAGAAAAUAAAAGCCUAUUUUUCUUAUCUAAAUAAUCUAUCAAGAAGACUUUUAUCUCAGAAAAGACGCAUUAUUAUAUUAUUAAUUAUUGAUAUUAUACUUUUUAUUAUAGAGCUUGUUAUAGGACUUAUAGCAAAUUCUCUUGCGCUUUUUGCAGAUUCGUUUCAUUUAUUAAAUGAUGUGGUUUCUCUUAUUAUAUCUUUAUGGUCGAUUAAACUUGCUUUAAGAAAAAAUUCAUCUGCAAAAUAUACAUAUGGUUGGCAGCGUGCAGAAGUACUUGGCGCAUUGAUUAACGGUAUUUUUUUAAUGGCACUUUGUUUAACAAUUUUUUUGCAAGCAAUUCAAAGAUUUUUUGAAAAAGAUGAGAUUCAUAAUCCUCGUGCAAUAUUUGUAGUAGGAAUUAUAGGUAUUCUUACUAAUAUAUUGGGUCUUUUUUUAUUUCAUGAUUUUAAACACCAAAAAAAUAAAUAUUCCAAAGAUGAAGAAGGGAUUUAUAAAUAUAAUUCUGAUAAAAAUAUAGUGAAUUCGUUUAAAAGUGAUAUUUUCAUUGAAAAUUAUAAUUCAAAUGAAUAUCUUAAACCUCAUAUUGUUGAUUGGCUAGGUGAAAAUUCUAAGAAUGAUUCACUUAUUCAAAGAUUACUUGAUGAACAUACUAAUCAUAAUCAUGCAAAACAAGAAAAUAAUAUUGGAUAUGUUUAUUCGAAUUUAAAUAUGAAAGGUGUUUUUUUGCAUGUUUUUGGUGAUAUAUUAGGCAAUAUUAGUGUUGUAAUAACUGCCUUGUUUAUCUGGUUAACUGAUUUCUCAUGGAAAUACUAUGUUGAUCCUGCUAUUAGCAUUUUUAUUUCUAUCAUUAUUUUUAUUAACGCGCUACCUUUGGUAAAAUCUUCAAGUUUAAUUUUACUUCAGGUAGCACCAAAAAAUAUACGUGUUAUGGAAAUAAAAGAGGAUAUUUCUAAUGAAUGAUAUUUAUUAUUUUUUAACUUUAUUUAAUUUCUUUUAGAUUAUCGGAGUUCUUUCUGUUCAUGAGCUUCAUAUAUGGCAAUUAUCCGAUACAAAAUUGAUUGCUUCUGCACAUAUUCUUACUGAUAUUUCAUUUGAUAAUGCCGAAAAAUAUACGAAUAUUGUUGCAUCUGUUCGCCAUUGUCUUCAUGCAUAUGGUAUCCAUUCAAGUACAAUUCAGCUUGAAUUUCAAGGUGUUUAUCCACAUAAAGCUUUUUUUUCUGAAGAUAACGAAAAAUCAUCUUGUCUUCUACGAUGUGUUGGUGGAGAAGAAUGUCUCAAUAGUCGUUGUUGCGUUUCUAG